Messenger RNA from Drosophila busckii, 1028 nucleotides. RefSeq names its product maker775. The record is from RefSeq and is a predicted model, not a curated record. Bases 118 to 873 code for a protein of 251 amino acids. Lineage: Eukaryota; Metazoa; Arthropoda; Insecta; Diptera; Drosophilidae. The transcript has 7 exons.
CGUCACUAGAAUGCUGUUAAGCUUAUCGAUAGUUUAUCGUUGAUUUGGUAUUCACGCUGUGAAUGGCAAAAAAGCGGCGCAAUUCGUUUGCUGUAAACAAAACUUAAACUGCGCAAAAUGAGUAAAGCAGAGUUAAUUGCACUGCGCAAAAUGAAACCCACAGCGGAGCAGGAAGCUGCAUUUGUUGCAUUCAUGACAAGCCAUGUGCACAUUGCUAAAUGCAAUGUUAAUAAAAAAAUAUUUAAGGAUGCGUGGAUUGAGCUUAGCGCGCAGCUCAACUGGCAAGGACCACCAUGCAAACCGUUUUAUAAAUGGCAGCAAGUAUGGAAAGAUUGGAAGCAGCGCAUCAUUGAAAAGGUGGCAAGGAAUAGGCGCGUGACUUACAGCAAGCAAAAGCGGCUAACAGGCACAGAAAAAGAUUUGGCAGUGCUGCUGCAGCUUAUUGAUGCUACAGAUAGCCAAUUUAUUGAAGCCGAAAGAGAAGUUAAUAGCUACAAUUUAAGAUUAAGAUUGCAAAAAAGUGCGCCCGAUACCCAAAAGCCGCUGAAAUUUAAUGCGCUUUAUAAAAGAAACAUUGGGCAACGCACAGCGGAUCAGGAAGCUAUAUUUGUGGCAUUUAUGACAACGGAGCUGGAGAUUGCUCGUAGCAAUGUGCAUGGCAAGGAAUUUGAGGGGCUAUGGGUAAUGCUCAGCGAGGAGCUCAACUGCUAUGGACCACCACGCAGACCGUUUAACCAUUGGCAGCUAGUGUGGCAAGAUUGGAAGCAGGAAUUAGCUGCAAAGGUGGCUGCAAAUAAAGGAUUAGCGCGCAGCGAGCAAGAGCAACUAACGAGAGUGGAAGAGGAUUUGGCACUGGUGCUGGGAACUUAUUGAUGCUUCGCAGUGCCGCAAUAUUUAUGGCGAAUGGCCUGAGAUGAAGUGGAAGCAAACCCAGAGCAUCCUGUGGCGAUUGAUACAGACGAUGCUGUUGCCAACAGAAGAAAACAAAAAGCAAAAGACCAAGAGCAAGCGAAAAUAAAUGAUAUACA